GGUAGUAACUAAUUGAUCUUGUUACGAGUCUAUACCUAGCAAACACAGAAGUAGUUACAGAUUGAUGACCUUUACAGCAAUGAGUGAUAAACUCAAGGUUAUAUUUAUCUGUUAGUAAUUUAUCGUUGACAUAUUAUCAACACAGUGUCUGUUGUUCGUCAGUUAUGUAUGCUGUAUUUGUGAUUUUCGUCUUAUUGUAUUGUAGAUCGUAUGCCCUACAAUGUAUGGAUCACAACAACAAUCCAGUUGAUUGGUACGUGUUAUAUAAAUUACCCAAGGAAGAUCACCACCCGAAUCGAUUAAUUUCCGAAGGCGUCGCAUAUACUUACAUUACGUCUAAUGAUAUAAGUGAUUGGAAACUAUCAUCCAUCUCAAUAGGAGACGCCAAUUCAAUCGUAGGGCUCACCUUAAAACCCUUAUUUACGGAAAAAAACAACGUGUAUAUUCUCUACAAUGACGAAAAUCCAGAUGGCUCAGUAAAUUUCAAUAAAGGCCACACUAAAGGAGUUCUGCUAGGGAACAACAAUGGUGGCAUUUGGUUGGUACAUUCAGUACCACGGUUUCCAUCUCUUGACGCUCACCACUACGUCUAUCCAGCCAACGGAAUGACCUACGGUCAAAGCUUCUUAUGCAUAUCGCUUGGUGUUGAAAAUCUGGAUUUGGUCGGUACGCAACUGCUGUACAAUUUGCCCAACAUGUUCGCGCACAACAUGCCCGACACUUUGAAAUGGAUGUUUCCGAAGAUCGCCAACGUUCUUGAGAACAACUCCAACAAAAGUCCGCCAUGGUACCACUUGCAAACGUUGCGUUCACUGGGAGGUACCGAAUUCACGUCGUUCGCCAAAGGGCCCAAGUUCGCGAAGGAGUUAUACCUAGAUUGGGUCGCGCCGGUAAUCGGCUACGAUCUAUUCGCGGAAACCUGGCUGAACAGUCCGGGAAAAAUACCUUCGGAAUGUGAAAUACACUUUAAAGUCAACAAUGUAGAAUCUCUGAAAAUUGCUGCGGCAAAUGUGUCUUUCAAAGCCUCUGUAGACCAUUCAAAGUGGGCGGUUGCGUCCACAAGCAAGGAGAACGCGUUUUGGGUUUGUAUUGGAGACAUAAACCGAGUGACCGCGCAAAGGCAAAGAGGCGGAGGAACCGUAUGCUUCAGUGAGGCUAAAGUUGCAAAAGCUUAUCAAGAAAUCAUAGCCCAAUUAGAACCUUGCUCUACCUAAGCUGCAUGAGUAUAUUAAUAUUGUUUAGUAGUACAUAUAAUAAUAAAUGAUGUUUAUCUGU
Molecule: messenger RNA, 1275 nt
Organism: Photinus pyralis (common eastern firefly)
Lineage: Eukaryota; Metazoa; Arthropoda; Insecta; Coleoptera; Lampyridae
Product: plancitoxin-1
Exons: 6
Coding region: 165-1214 (349 amino acids)
Biological process (GO): apoptotic DNA fragmentation
Molecular function (GO): deoxyribonuclease II activity
Source: RefSeq, a predicted model, not a curated record